This is a messenger RNA of Thelazia callipaeda (thelaziosis nematode), 2892 nucleotides long. Lineage: Eukaryota; Metazoa; Nematoda; Chromadorea; Rhabditida; Thelaziidae. The record is from the annotation of a GenBank genome assembly.
AUGGCCAAAGGAUUCCUGGAUUCAUUACCGAGCUAUGUCAAUAAAGGCAUUGAUCAAAUUUUCAGGGUAUUACCAGAAACAAAGAAAUUGGAUUACAUUUUGAAAGGCAGAUUGUCUCAUUUCAGUCAACUGCAAUGGAUGGACAAUAAUUUAGAAGGAGAAGAUUGUGUUCGGCGACUUCGAAAUGCAGCUAUUGAGACUGUAAUGCGGUAUUCUGUUCCAGACAGUCCAUUUUUCAACGAUGAACGCUUGUUUGCGAUUUUUUGUAUCGUUGGAAAGUUAAGUCGAACCAUGGGAUUAAAAUCAGUCAUGGAAGAGUUGCACAAUCGGAAACAGUUUUACGAGUUGGCAGAAUUUUAUGUCAAAUGGGCAGAGAUUUUUGCGAAAGAGAGAGAUAGAAAUCGAUUCAACCAGAUUUGGAAUCGAGCUUUGAAGGCGAGUGCCCAACCUACAUCACGUAUAAAUGAAGCUUUCAAAGCCAUGUUGUAUCAGUACUUUGAGUCCGAUGAAGAAAUGACUGUGAAUCUUUUCAGAAAACCUGUUGCAUCAAAAGAUUUACCAGUGGUAUUUGGAAUGGCAAGUCAAGAAACUAGGGCUCAGGAUCAAAUUGAAUUUGUACCGACACCGAGCGAACUCUACUAUACUACCAUCAAAGGACGAAUGCAAAUAGCUAAUGAUCAGGAAUCUAUUGAAGAGCUGUUUGCUCAGGCUGGAAAUUAUAUGCGUGAUUUAAAUAUAGCGUCAAGGCCUUCAAGCAGAUUAUCAGUCUGUAAGUUAUCAGCUAUAAGUGAAGAACGAAGUGGUUAUGGCAGUAGUUCUUCGAAUAAUCCAUCUCAAAAUGCAGAAAGUUUAGUGAAAUUAGCUCAAACAUCUGAAGAUGGCGCAAGCGACGACAUGCCAGCCCCUGCAGUUACUGCUGCACCUACGACUUCUGAAACUGGAACUUCUAAUUACUUACAAGCAGUAUUUACAGAAUGUCCACAGUCGACUUUCCAUGGCACUUCCUUUACUGAAAAAUUUUUAAGUAAAGCAAUGCGUGACUUUUCAAGUACCGUGCCGGUUCCACCACCACGAUCAGUGCAUCAUGAAACAGAACAGACUACAGUUUUGCAAGAAACUUUAAACGAAAGUGAAGUUCAUCUUCCUCCUGCUUUAAAGAAGACAAAAUUUGAAGUUUAUGUGGAAGAACCUGCGAAGAAUCAAGAAACGGAGAAUGAAGUCAUACCUUUCACUGUUCACGCCGAUGAAAAUGGAACAACUUUAGUUAAUAAAAAAAAGACAGAUAUGGAACAAGCUGGGGAGAACUAUAGGAAUCUUGGUGAAUGUGAAAGUCGUAAUUCUCAAUUAACUUCCAAGAAAAUAACACAACAUGAAGAAAAUAUUCAAAUAAAUGGAAAACAAGAAAAAUGUACCAAUGAAAAAAUUCGACUUUCUCUUCCUGAUCGGACUGAUGAAGAAACAUUAGCAGGUAUGAACAAAGCAGCUAAAACAGGAGCAAUAACAUCAACUCCUGCAAGCAACUAUGCACCUCCAAUUGAAGAUCCAAUAGAAGAUUCAUUCUGUCGACCUUCAUCACGUGCAAUAGACGAUUUGAAUCUAAAAAAUGCAUUAAAUGAAGCUUAUGGUUCCGCGUUUUCUAAGCGAAGUAGCGAAUAUGGAGUUAGAUUUUUACUAUUAUUAGUUUUAUGUAAAUAUCUGGCAGCUUUCAACAAGUUAUCUCAAAAAGUUGGAGUUGAGAACAUUGUUGGGAACAAAGUGGCAGGAUUACCCGGUAGUAGCAACUUAAAUGAGCAGCUACGCCGAUUAUCGAUUGCUAGAAAUGAUGUGGAAAUAAAUAAACUAGCUGAGGAAGAGUUGGAGUCUGAAAUUAUUAAUCCGUGGGAUGCAAACUUGCGAAGAAAAAUAAUGACUGAUCGACGUUUUUACUCAACGAAUGUUCAUGAUUUCCCACUGCAAAAGUGCGAUCGCCUCACUCCUGGCGGUGUAGUGAUUUUAGGCGGCGAACGUUUCAAUAUUGAAAGCGUAAUUGGCGAAGGGGGUUUUGCCAAAGUUUAUAAAUCGAAAUCUGAAGAUGACAAUAAUUACGCAAUAAAAUUUGAAUUACCACCAUGCAAAUGGGAAGUUUAUAUUUGCGAAACACUACGAAAUCGAAUGCCAAAAAUAAUGUUGGAUGGUAUCAUGAAUGUCCGUGAUGCGUACAUAUUUUUAAAUGCGAGUGCUAUCGUUUACGAAUAUCAUAGACAUGGAAAUCUCCUUGACAUGGUAAACAAAUUACGUGCCAAAAAGAUAGAGUGCUCUGGCUUACUGACUGCUUAUCUGGCGUGGGAGAUUGCUCGAAUUGUUGAGGCAGUUCAUGACGCCCAAAUAAUACACGGAGAUAUUAAGCCAGAUAAUUUCAUGAUUCUCCACGGACUGAAUGAAAAUGAUACAAUAGAACAUAUUCUGGACAAAAAAUGCUUUACAUUAAAACUAAUUGAUUGGGGACGUGCAAUUGAUAUGAGCUCCUUCCCAGAGAGCACAUUUCGAGGAAAAGCUGGAACUGAUACAUUUGACUGCCCUGAGAUGCAAGACGGUAGGCCGUGGACGUAUCAAACGGACUAUUUUGGUUAUAUUUCUACACUUCACGUUAUAAUCCAUGGCAAGUACAUGAACAUAUAUCGGAACCAUCUCGGACGUUACAGUUCAACAUCUGUCAUGAAAAGGCGCUGGCAUCAAAAAGAACUUUUAGAAGAUAUAUUUGAUAUGUGCAUGAAUAUAAUAGAUUGUAAAUCAUUACCCAAAUGGUCAACAAUAAUUGAUGGCUUAGAAAAUAAUAUCAAGUACUGGAUUGUGGAAGAUCGGAAAGUAUGGAAGCAGGCAGCAAGAGAACUGAACGCAGGUAUUGCGCCUUAA